Messenger RNA from Mytilus californianus (California mussel), 2560 nucleotides. RefSeq names its product WD repeat-containing protein 82-like. The record is from RefSeq and is a predicted model, not a curated record. The transcript is spliced from 9 exons. The coding region runs from base 33 to 974 and encodes 313 amino acids. Gene Ontology annotation, cellular component: Set1C/COMPASS complex. NCBI's taxonomy places the organism in Eukaryota, Metazoa, Mollusca, Bivalvia, Mytilida, Mytilidae. Gene Ontology annotation, molecular function: protein binding; chromatin binding.
UCAACAACAGCGCCUCCUACAAAUUCACAAAAAUGAAGCUAACUGACAAUGUUGUUCGAAAUUUUAGAGUUGCUAAAGUAUUUAGGGAAAAUACAGAACGAAUAAAUAAUUUAGAUUUUUCGGCAAACGGAGAAACCCUUAUUUCAAGCAGCGAUGAUGACUCUAUCGUCAUAUACGAUUGUCAGAAUGGAACGCCUAAGAAAACUUUAAACAGUAAGAAGUAUGGUGUGGAUUUGAUUUGUUAUACACAUGCAGUCAAUACAGCAUUACACAGUUCAACCAAAGUUGAUGAUACCAUUCGAUAUCUGUCUCUUCAUGACAAUAAAUACAUAAGAUACUUUCCAGGCCACACCAAAAAGGUUGUAGCAUUGAGCAUGUCACCAAUAAAUGAUUCUUUCCUCUCUGGAUCUCUAGAUAAAACACUAAGAUUAUGGGAUUUACGUUCACAGAACUGUCAGGGAUUAAUGCAUUUGUCUGGUCGACCUGUUGCAGCUUUUGAUCCAGAAGGACUUAUUUUUGCUGCUGGUAUCAACUCAGAAUGUGUUAAAUUAUAUGAUCUCAGGUCAUUUGAUAGGGGACCAUUUGCCACAUUUAAACUAGCUCAAGAUAAAGACUGUGACUGGACUGGAAUGAAGUUUAGUCCAGAUGGUAAAAUGAUACUGAUAUCUACCAAUGGACAGGUUGUCAGGUUGAUUGAUGCCUUCCAGGGAACACCAUUACAGACAUUCAUGGGCUUUCAGAACACUAAAGGUAUUAGUUUGGAAGCAUCUUUUAGUCCAGAUUCACAGUUUGCAUUUGUUGGUUCAACAGAUGGUAAAAUUAACUGUUGGAAUACAGACACAGGUGUGAGAGUAGCUGUGUUUAACUGUGAUCAUCCAGGACCAGUUCAAUGUGUUCAGUUUAAUCCUAAACUAAUGAUGUUAGCUACUGCUUGUACAAAUAUGGCAUUUUGGUUACCUUACAUUGAUGAUUGAGUGAUAAAGAAAUGUUUUAAUAUUGGAGGCAGCAAAGACUUGAAGAAUAGUGAUGAAUGUUUUAUAAAUGUUGUAUAUGGACGGGACAUAUUAUGAAAGAUUCAUAUACAAUUGUUGUUUAUUUUACUGCUAAUGUGCAAUCUCAUAAACAUUAAUUGAAAUAAUUUGAGUGCAAGAGACACAAGAUCAUAAUAUUUGUAUUUUGUUUUUUUUUUUAAAGGUUUAGGUGUAUUAAAAUAUUUUAAUUACAUAUUCAAGAUACUUUGUGAUAUUAAAAUUUGAUUUAAAAUGAAAGGCUUAAUAGUAUUUUAACUGAAUAUAAAUGAACCAUAUUAAUAUUGCCAUGACUUGAUCUUUCAUAAUUCUCUCAAUUUCUAUUUCGCUUUGAAAUUUUAUUUAAAAUGUUUUUGAUUUAGUGUUUUUAAAUAACUCCGAUCAUGUUCUAUUUGAAAUUUAGAAAAAUUUAAACAUUAAUUGAACACAUCAGACAAACCAUAGUUACGUUUAUACAAACAAAUAAUUUAUUUUGUAUAUUUUAAUUAUGUCAAAAGAAUCUACAGCAAAUGAAUAUAGGCAAUUUAAAAAAAAGGAGGAAGAUUCUCAUAACAGGUAUUGUCUCCUGACAAUGUAUUUGCUACAUAAGUGACAUAAAUAUGGCAUACACAUGUCUGUAUAGUAUUUUAACCAAUUCAUUCUUAUCUUUUUUUGUGUUUUUUUUUUAUUCUUUGUGCCACACUUAUCUUUGCUUUAGUUGUGGGCAUGGAACCAAUUUUAUAUGCCCACCUGUCAUUGUUAUGUUGUAAAAACAUCUCCUCCAUGCUUGUUUGUUCGUUCAUUUUUGUGAAGGUGUUAAUUAUAACAAAUCUAAAAUUUGUAAUUCACAAAGACUACAUUUCAAAUCAAUAUAUAACAAUGCUAAGGGAACAUUCAAAUCAAUAUAUAACAAUGCUAAGGGAACAUUCAAAUCAAUAUAUAACAAUGCUAAGGGAACAUUCAAAUCAAUAUAUAACAAUGCUAAGGGAACAUUCAAAUCAAUAUAUAACAAUGCUAAGGGAACAAUGUCAUUAGCACUUUCAUGCCUCUUGGCUAUUUUCAAUACUAAAUGCCCUUGACACAGCCAUCUUUGGUUAUGCUUAUAAUGUUACAGUAACAAUAAGAGAAAUAAAUCCUCUGUUUUUUUUUUAAAGACCAUUUAAACUUAAGGUCUUGUUGUUACUGUAAUGUCAAUAAUUUGUUGUAAAUGUGAAUCCAGGUAAACCUCCAUUUCUUCAGGAUUUUUGUGUAUUACCAAGUGUACAUGAUCAUUUAAUGUCCCAUUUAGAAGACUGUUUUGCUAGAUAUCAUUUUCAAUUGCAGGUAGCCAUGGGCCAUUUUUAGUAUAAAAUUCAUAAUGCAUAUGAUGUACCAGGAAAUAAUUCACUGCCAACACUGAUGUGUAUUGUAUUGCAUGUGUAUAAGUGUGAUGAAGGAUAUGAUCCAAAGUUUUACAAUUUUGUGUGACCAGUUUGUCAUAUUACAUCCUACUUAACAGUACCAUUAUAAGUAAUCAAUUUUGUAUCUUAAGUAAACAAAAGAGAAACUUAAAA